Molecule: messenger RNA, 333 nt
Organism: Protopolystoma xenopodis
Lineage: Eukaryota; Metazoa; Platyhelminthes; Monogenea; Polystomatidea; Polystomatidae
Source: the annotation of a GenBank genome assembly
AUGAUACCGCCUGUGGACCGUUCAACUCUAGUCGAGCUUUUCCCCCCCAACCAUUUAGAUAAACUAGAUUACUGCAUUGUUGAAGUCACAUCAUCCCUCAAUAUAACAAAAAAUUACCUACUAUAUGCUACUGUCGCACGCGCCAUUGUUACUCUAGACGAUCACCCCAAAUGUGUACCAUCAAUUAUCAUCGACUGUGAAGGUGACUUCUGCGCUUCAAGCCUCGCCAUAGAGCUCGAUGACUUCAUCCGAAGCAGAAGACCCUUGCUUAAGUCUGAAGCGGUUCGUGAAAUCAUUGAAGAGGCAAGUUUAGCCGGCCUGAUGUUGAUCUAA